Messenger RNA from Callithrix jacchus (white-tufted-ear marmoset), 1969 nucleotides. RefSeq names its product solute carrier family 22 member 31 (gene SLC22A31). Gene Ontology annotation, biological process: transmembrane transport. NCBI's taxonomy places the organism in Eukaryota, Metazoa, Chordata, Mammalia, Primates, Cebidae. The record is from RefSeq and is a predicted model, not a curated record. Gene Ontology annotation, cellular component: membrane. Gene Ontology annotation, molecular function: transmembrane transporter activity.
GCAGGACUUGGAAUUUGCUUCCCGACCACCAGCGUCUUGAGCAGACCGUGGCUUUGGGCUGGCUUCUCAGGGACAGUCUCUGCUUGGAGAGACUGGCGUGGUCAGCACAGAUUGGGAACGGUGGGCUUCCCACCAGUGGGGGGUGGCGCGCGGAGGCUGGGCUGGAGGCAGCAUCGCCUGAAGGGGAACCUUGACGGCCUGCGUGAGAAGAGAUGGGGAAGCAGCGGCGGGGACCCCCAGGCCCCUCUCUUCCUUCCCACUCCUGAGGCAGCCUUUACCCCGCGGCCUCCACCUCCCACCCUGGGAGGAUUGGAAACUGGUUCUGGGUUGCCACAUCUCCGCAAGGGGCCCUGGAACCCGCCCGGCUUCUCUCUCCACCCCCGCUCCCAACUGCCCUCCUGUCUGGGGCCUGGAUCCACAAAACGUCAGUGGAACCUUGUGUGUGGAGACAGCUGGAAGGUCCCGCUGGAGCAGCUGAGCCACCUCCUGGGCUGGUUGCUGGGCUGUGUCAUCCUGGGAGCAUGCUGUGACCGGUUUGGCCGCCGGGCAGUUUUUGUGGCCUCCCUCGUGCUGUCCACGGGCCUUGGGGCCGGUGAGGCCCUGGUGACCAGCUUCCCUACCCUACUGGUCCUGCGCCUAGUCCAUGGGGGAACGUUGGCAGGGGCCCUGCUCGCCCUGUACCUGGCUCGCCUGGAGCUGUGUGACCCUCCACACCGUCUGGCCUUCUCCAUGGGGGCCGGCCUUUUCUCUGUGGCGGGCACCCUGCUGCUGCCUGGCCUGGCUGCGCUCGUGCAAGACUGGCGCCUUCUACAUGGGCUGGGCGCCCUGAUGAGUGGGCUCUUGCUGCUAUUUUGGGGCUUCCCAGCCGUGUUCCCUGAGUCUCCCUGUUGGCUGCUGGCCACAGGGCAGGUAGCCCGAGCCAGGCAGAUCUUGUGGCACUUUGCAGAAGCCAGCGGUGUGGACCCCGAGGACAGUUCCUUGGAGGAGAACUCCCUGGUUACAGAGCUGGCCAUGCUGUCUGCAGGGAGCCCCCAGCCCCGGUACCACUCCCCCCUGGGGCUCCUGCACACGAGGGUCACCUGGAGAAAUGGGCUUAUCUUGAGCUUCAGUGCACUGGUUGGUGGGGGCAUCAGAGCCAGCUUCCUUCGCAGCCUGGCCCCUCAGGUGCUGACCUACCUGCCCUACUUCCUGGAGGCUGGCCUGGAGGCAGCAGCCUUGGUCUUCCUGCUCCUGACGGCAGAUCGCUGGGGACGCCGCCCCAUCCUGCUGCUGGGCACCAUGGCCACAGGCCUGGCAUCCCUGCUGCUCCUCGCUGGGGCCCAGUAUCUGCCAGGCUGGACCAUGCUGUCCGUCUCCGUCCUGGGACUCCUGGCCUCCCAGGCUGUGUCUGCACUCAGCAGCCUCUUUGCAGCUGAGGUGUUCCCUACAGUGAUGAGAGGGGCCGGGCUGGGCCUGGUGCUAGGGGCCGGGUUCCUGGGCCGGGCGGCCGACCCCCUGGAUGCCGUGCACGGCCGGAGGGGCUUCUUCCUCCAACAUGUGGUCUUCACCUCCCUGGCUGUCCUUACCCUGCUGUGUGUCCUGCUGCUGCCAGAGAGCCGAAGCCGGGGCCUGCCCCAGUCACUGCAGGACGCCGACCGCCUGCGCCGCUCCCCACUCCUGCGGGGCUGCUCCCGCCAGGACCACCUGCCCCUGCUGUCGGCCUCUGAUGCCUGCCGGGCCGGCCACACCCUCCAGCAGCACUAGCCCUGCCUGCGGGCCCCAGGAGCCUGGUCAGGCCUGCGGCAUGGCUGAAUACCCUAGGCCUCUGGUCCAGGGGAGACACAUACCCCUCAGAAGCCCGUGUCUCAGUGCAGGUGGAGCCGUGGGGACGGCGCGAACUUGUCCCCAGCCGAGCCCGGGGCCCUGGGAGGCCCUGAGUCUCCUCCCUGGUCAGACUCAGCAGGUGCGGAGGAUAAAGGUUUCUCUGGAA